GUUGUUGCUAUACAGAACUUAUCAAAUAAUCAGGCAUCAUUUAGGAUUACUGCUACUGCUACAGUCCUAGAGUUCAACCAUGCUGCAAAGAUAAUGAAGAAGCUCAAGCUAGUCGGUACUCCCUGUAAAAUCUUCAAGAAGACGGCAUUCAUUCAGGACAUGUUUACUUCAGAUCUUGAAAUAGCUAGGUUUGAAGGUGCUUCUGUUCGAACUGUUAGUGGAAUUCGCGGUCAAGUGAAGAAGGCUGCUAAAGGAGAGAUUUCUAACAAGCCCUCUAAGAAGGGCGGCAGUAAGGAGGGUGCCAUCGUUAGAUGCACAUUCGAGGAUAAAAUUAAAAUGGGCGACACUGUUUUCUUGCGUGCUUGGAUUCAGGUGGAAGUCCCUCGCUUUUACAACCCUCUGACAACAGCCUUGCAGCCACGUGAUAAGACGUGGCAGGGAAUGAAAACAGUUGCCGAGUUAAGGAGGGAACAUAAUCUUCAAGUGCCAGUUAACAAGGAUUCUCUCUACAGGCCUGUUGAAAGGAGGCCGAGGAAGUUCAAUCCAUUGGUCAUCCCCAAGUCAUUACAAGCAGCUCUGCCGUUCGCAUCAAAACCGAAGGACUUAGCUCCACGAAAACGGCCAUUGCUUGAGAACCGGAGAGCUGUGGUCAUGGAGCCUCAUGAAAGGAAAGUGCACAAACUUGUCCAACACCUUCAACUCCUUAAGACCGAGAAGACAAGAAAACGUAAACGAACGGAGGCGGAAAAGAGAAAGUUGUUAGCAGUGGAGAAAGCAAAGGAAGAGCAGAUCUCGAAGAAGAGACAGCGUGAGGAACGAAGGGUAAGGUACCGAGAAGAGGACAAAAUGAAGAAGAAAAUCCGCAGGAACCCACAAUCAUGACCAUGAAUGGGUUGGGUAACCAGAUUUUUGCUGGCUUCAUGUGCCUUACUGAAAUGCAUUUGUUGUAACCUCUGUGAGUGACUUUCAUUCGGCAGUAUGAAGUCGAAAGCCCCCUUCAUCGAGAAGCAGACGGAUAUGUAGGUUAAAAGCAACGUUAUAGAAGGCGUGUUACGCUCUAUGUCGUUCUCAUCAGUCUAGAUAUUUGAUGGAUGAUGAUCCAUAUUUCGGUGUACUCUUGUAUACAUAGCGUGAUAUAUCUGGAGUUGAAGAAUUUUUUGUAGAAGCUAUUUUUGAAGACUUAAUUUGGAACCUAUCAUUUUCAUUAGAUGGUACCAAAUUAUAAACCUUUGUAGUUUGUAUGACUUGCCAUUUUGACUUUUGACAAAAGAAUUUUGUACUAGCAUGUA
Salvia hispanica is the source of this 1289-nucleotide messenger RNA. Lineage: Eukaryota; Viridiplantae; Streptophyta; Magnoliopsida; Lamiales; Lamiaceae. The record is from RefSeq and is a predicted model, not a curated record.